AUGGAACUGCGAAAGACGCUUCUGGUCCUGGGCACGCUGCUGUGCGCGCAAAUCGCUACUGCAAACCAGCUCUGGCACCAAGUUAACCGCUACGAUGAGAACGGCGCCGAAUGCCCGCUGAGGCAGGCAUACAACCAGACGUGCUAUUCGCUCUGCGUAUCCGAUCUGUCAAAGUGCCCCGGCAAUGUACGGCCAGCCUGCCCCGAAGGACAGAGCUUCUGUGCCGAUGGCCAUUGCCACGACGAAUGCACAGCCGAGAUCAAUGCGGCCAACCCGUGCUUUUGCAAGCAAAAGCCCAGUAAGAUCCCCUCCGAAGCCCUGUCGCUGGUCCCUUGCGGGCCGAUCCCCAAGGUCAACAUCACCCAGUUCCAUCCAUGGGACCCGAAACCCGACAUCCGCAACAGGUGUGGUGAGUGGGCCGGCAUCACCGACCAGAGCCAAUCUGUAGGUAUCUGGGGCAGCAUGUGGGCAACCGGCGAUAUGAUCGGGGUGUGGGCUGACUGCCCAGCGGCGCCACAUGCCAACUACAAGUACAAUGAGGGCUACUGGAUUGCCACCUUUGCCGUCAACGGUGCCCUGGCCUUUAUAAUCGGCGUGUGGUCGCUGUACAAGCGCUGGGCCGAGCGCGGCGUGCACCAAAUUGCCUCCCACACGCUCGAUGCCUCAGAGGCCAAGCGCUCAGCCGCCGCUGCUGCCGCCGCCGCCAACACACCGAUUGAUGACGUCAAGGCCGAGAAGGGUGCGGCAAUUGCUUUCGAUGACGAUUCAGAUGAGCGCAACACGCUGGACAAGACUGCCCGGCCCGGUGCUACCACGAUCAACGGGGCAAGCCCGUCGCUUCUGGAGACUACAGAUAGCCUGCAGCGCGACAUCAGCCUCAAGGGCUACCGCGACCAUUUCCUCGGCACAUUGGGGAUCUGGUCGAUCGGCGGAGUGAUGAUUCUGUGGAUCUGCUACUUGGGCGUGUGGACUACCGACUACUACGGCUCGAUGCCCGGCUGGCGCCACGGCGUGGUUUCAAGCCUGGCGUACAAAGAUGACUACCUGGAGCUGGCCACCUUCCUGAUCGUCUGGGGGCUGUCGUUCCUUUUCCUGAUCGUGCUCUACAUCCUCAAGCCCCACCUGCGCAACUUUUUCCGUGUGCAGACCCUGCCGGCCACAGGGCAGUACGUCUGCGUGGUGCGUCCUGUGCAUGAGGUCAAGCUUGUAGCUGAGCAGCCCAACGUGCUGCAGGAGGCCAUCAACCGGAUCACCGAGAGGCUGAGCAUUGUGAUGAGCCAGGAUAGGACCUACACCACUUGUCCCGUCGAGCGCACCAGCGAGGGCCGCAUCUACUUUACGUACCAGUGCACACGCUACGUGUUUGACGACCAGAUUGGCCAGUACGCGCCGUUCGAUUUUGAUCUGGGAGCCACCAACCGCAGUCUGAUCUCGCAGGCGGGUGGCUUGUCCUCUGAGGAUGCACUGUACCGCUCCGAGCUGGUGGGUCCCAACUUUAUCCAGGUCGAAGUGCCCGGCGUCUUCAUGGCCUUUGUGCGCGAGCUGGUCUCGUUCUUCUACAUCUACCAGUUCAUCUUUCUGUGGGCCUUCUACUUUUACGCCUACUACCAGGUCGGUCUUGUCGACACUGGCGUGAUCAUGAUCUCGGCCACUAUCAAGGUCCUCUUGCGCAUGGGCUCAGAGAAGCGCCUGAAGCGCAUGGCCGAGCAAGAGGAAAUGAUCAGCGUGAAGCGUGACGGCCAGUGGAUCGAGACUUCGACAAAAGGUCUCGUGCCUGGCGAUGUCAUUGAGAUCAUCUCUGGCUCACACAUGUCGUGCGAUUGCAUCUUGCUUUCUGGAAGUGCCAUCAUGGACGAGUCAUCACUGACGGGUGAGCCGCUGCCGAUACGCAAGUUCCCGCUCCGCCUGGACGAGGGGCAUUACGACCCCGAAGGCGCCGGAAAGAUGUCUACCCUGUACGCAGGUACAAUCGUAUCGCAAGUGCAGCCCAUCCUGCAUGCCACCGACCAGCUCGAGAGCGACCGUGUGCUGGCGCUGGUCAACCGCACGGGUACCUCGUCUGACAAGGGCCAGCUGGUGCGCAAGAUCCUGUUCCCGAAUCCGAUCUCAUUCAUCUUCAACGAGCAGAUGCGCAUUGUGGUGUUCAUUCUAAUCCUGUACUCAGUCUUCGUCAUGGCCAUGGCGGCAUACCUGUACAAGGGCAAUAACGUCGCCAUUGUCUUCUACGGCGUGUUUGCCAUUGCCCAGCUGCUCUCACCGCUACUGCCUGCUGCUCUGGUCAUCGGCCAGUCGAUUGCUGCUGCGCGUCUGCGCAAGAAGCAGAUCUUCUGUGUCGACCCUCAGCGCAUCAUGAUUGCUGGCAAGGUCCAGAUCUUCUGCUUCGACAAGACUGGCACGCUGACCAAGGAGGGCCUCGAGUACUACGGCGGCCAGUGCAUUGACAAGCAGACAGGCGCUUUCAACAAGUUCCAGAACACGUUGGGCGACAAUGAUGUUCUCUUCCAGCAGGCUGUUGCCAGCUGCCAUGCUGUCACUGACCUCAACGGGCAGCUCAUCGGUAACCCCGUCGACAUUGAGCAGUUCCGUGCGUCAAAAUCUACCAUUGAUCCAGCCCCCAGGUAUCUCGAUGCGAUCAUUCCCGCUGAUAGCGCCAAGCAUGGGAUCUUGCACGUUGUUCGCCGCUUCGAGUUCGUCCAUGCCCGUGCCUCCAUGUCGGUCGCCAUUCUGGAUGAAACCACUGGUAAGCUGCAUGUGUUUGUCAAGGGUUCGUUUGAGCGCAUCAGGCAGAUCGCGAACAGCAGUUCUGUGCCAUCCGACUACGAUGAUACCUGCGCCGGUCUGGCCCGUGAGGGCUGCUAUGUCCUAUCGAUUGCCCACAAGGAGCUGGACAUUCCACUCGAAAAGAUCAAGGACCUGACGCAGGACGAGCUUGAGGGUGACUGCAAUCUGCUUGGCCUGCUGGUGUUCAAGAACAUGCUCAAGAGCGACACUGAGUCCGCCAUUGGCGAGCUGAAGGGUGGCUCAACCCGUACUGUCAUGAUCACCGGGGACACCGCUCUAACUGGCGUCUAUAUUGCGCGCCAGUGCGGUAUGAUCCCGCCCAACAACAAGGUCCUGCUAGGUGACUGCAAAUCGACCAUGGACGAUGUCCAGUGGAUUGAUGUCGACACGAUGGAGGCUGUCAGCGACAUUGCCCCGUACCUGGCAGAGCUUGGCCAAGAUGGAUAUCCGACAACGGAGCUGGCGCUUACAGGCACUGCAUUCUCGCGUCUCAACAACACGGGCGCCAUCGACAGCAUCCUGUUCCAUACUCGCGUAUUUGCGCGUAUGAAGCCGGUCAACAAGGUCGAAUGCAUCGAGCUGCAUAUGAAGUACGGCAUCACGGCAAUGUGUGGUGAUGGCGGCAAUGAUUGCGGUGCCCUGCGUGCUGCGCAUGUUGGUAUCGCCCUCUCCGAUGCUGAGGCCUCGAUUGUAUCGCCCUUCUCGUCUGCCAACCGUUCUAUCUAUUCGUGUGUUGAGCUGCUGAUUCAGAGUCGUGCUGGCUUGGCCACAUCGUUUGCCAACUUUGCCGCCCUCAUCUGCUACGGUCAGAUCAUGUCGGGAAUGGUCAAAAUGGCCAGCUUCUACUUUGCCAUCAGUCUGACGCAGAACCUGUGGAUGCUUAUUGAUGGUGCUAUCGCCACUGGUCUGGCUAUGACAGUUUCCAUGUCUGGCCCCGCUAAAAAGCUGGCGCCGUAUCGGCCAACCACACGCAUUCUCGGUCCUCAGAUGCUGGCCUCCGUUGGCGGCAUUGCUCUGAUCAACUGGCUCUUCUCUGCAAUGGCCUAUGUCUGGCUCUUCCAGCAACCCUGGUUCCGCUGCAACGAGCACGCGUCUGCUGAGGUAGAUGUGACCAAGUGGUGGUUGUUGGGCGACAACUACGAGGCAUCAAUUCUGUCGUUUGUCUCCACAUUCCAGUUCAUUAACAACGGGUUCGUUGUCAACUACGGUCACCUCUACCGUGCCCGUUGGUACAAAAACUACUCGCUGCUUGUCAUCUGGGCCUUCUUGAUGACCUUUGUGUCGUAUAUGCUUCUAGCUAAUCCGAACCGGGUGGGCUGUGCAUUCCGCCUCAACUGUGGAACCGAUACUGUCCUCGAGAGCCUGCACUACCCUAAGCCCACAUGGAAAAUCGAGCCAUACAACAGCCCACUUGGCCACAAUGUUAUCCCUAGGAACAGCCGCUGGGCACUGUGGGGAUACUGUCUCGGUAACAUGGCUGCAACCAAUUUCUGGCAGGUGUUCGUCAUCAAUGGUCCUAUGCGCAGCCUCCUGCGGAAGAAGAAGCCGCUGCGUCGUUUGAAGAUCAAGCUGUAAGUUGCAAAUACUUUAGUUGUUUUAUAAACUCAUUGCUAUCAACGCCGUAUCAUGAACUAU
Linderina pennispora is the source of this 4416-nucleotide messenger RNA. RefSeq lists its product as uncharacterized. Bases 1 to 4356 code for a protein of 1451 amino acids. Lineage: Eukaryota; Fungi; Kickxellomycota; Kickxellomycetes; Kickxellales; Kickxellaceae. The record is from RefSeq and is a predicted model, not a curated record. The transcript is spliced from 2 exons. Gene Ontology annotation, molecular function: ATP hydrolysis activity; ATP binding; P-type transmembrane transporter activity. Gene Ontology annotation, cellular component: membrane.